Molecule: messenger RNA, 1444 nt
Organism: Seriola aureovittata
Lineage: Eukaryota; Metazoa; Chordata; Actinopteri; Carangiformes; Carangidae
Product: lysophosphatidic acid receptor 6-like
Exons: 2
Coding region: 412-1404 (330 amino acids)
Biological process (GO): G protein-coupled receptor signaling pathway; behavioral response to pain
Cellular component (GO): membrane
Molecular function (GO): G protein-coupled receptor activity
Source: RefSeq, a predicted model, not a curated record
GGAGAGAGGGGGAGAUAAAGUGAGAUAAAGUGAGAGAGAGAUCCUGGCCUGCGUGUGGGUGUCGGCGUGAACUGCUCCAAUCAGAAGCAUCAUGGCAAGUUAUCCUGCUGCUGUUAUCCUUAUCACACUGUCACUGCACUGAUGAGACCCUGAUACUGGUGCAGUUAAAACUUUAUUGACAGAAUCCUUCCAACCGUCGUUGUGCAUAUCAAACAUUAAUUCAGGUGUGCCAGCUGCAGUAGUGUAUUUACCUCAGCAAAUUUACAUUCCAUAAAACAGGAGACAUUUUGAGUUUAUUAAGUCUUUAGUUGCCACAGGUUUAACUGCUCUAGCAGAAGCUACUUAACCGUCCUUCAGAUAUGAGAGUGACACAGUGAUUUUAAGUGUUGGAGCAGCAAAUCAUUUUGGGACAUGGAGCUGUGGAAUAUGACUGACGAACCAGCGAAGCCAUUCUCACCUCUGUCUAACUGCACUGUGGACACCAGCUACCGCUUUACUUUUUAUCAAGUGUCUUACAGUGUCAUCUUCCUGCUGGGUUUGGCCACCAAUGGCCUGGCUCUGCACAGACUGUGUCGGUUUCCUUACACUGUUAACAGUACAGCCAUCUACAUGGUCAGCCUGUCAGCUGCUGACUUGUUUUUUGUGAUCUCCCUUCCUCUGAGAAUCUACUACUACAACCAAAAGGCUCAAGCCUUGUCCUCCAACACAGGAGAGCCGUCCAGUUGGACUCCUGGGGUGGCUUACUGCCACCUCACUUUCACACUCAAAUACAUCAGCCUGUAUGGGGGCAUCUUCUUCCUGGUGUGCAUCGCUGUGGACCGUUAUUUUGCUGUUGUGCACCCACUGGCAUCAACGCUCCGCAGGCUGCGUGUUGCACAGCUGGUAAGUGGGGUGAUCUGGUUCCUGGUGUUGGGGCUGAGUGUGGGUCUGCCUCUGCUGCGCUCUGCAGCCGCUCGCCAACACCAGCCCUGUCUGUUGGACCCGUCCUUGCAACGCCAUCGAACCAUCAUACUGGCAACCCUGGGCUUAGUGCUGGGGUCAUUUCUGUUGCCCACUGUGCUACUUCUCUACAGUUACUGCAGAGUGCUGAGUGUGCUUCGCCAGCCUAGACAUCGCUCUCGCAGCCAGCUCCGCAGCCGCCAGCACACUCUCACAGUCAUUUACUGGGUGCUGGGCAUCUUCCUAUUGUGCUUCCUCCCUUAUCACAUCAACCUGCUGGGAUACACCCUCACACAUGUGGGACUGCUGCCCCAUUGUGGCCUAGCCAAGAUGACCAAGGCUGUACACCCCGUGGUGCUGUCACUCGCCAGCUCCAAUUGCUGCCUGAACCCACUCCUUUACUAUUUCUCCAGCAGCCUGGUGCACAGGGAGGCACCUGGUGGUGGAGGCAGUGGCAGCCAGUGACACAAAUCAUCCCCUACAACUACGGAAAACAAUCCGUUUU